This is a messenger RNA of Bipolaris victoriae FI3, 1020 nucleotides long. RefSeq lists its product as hypothetical. The transcript has a single exon. Lineage: Eukaryota; Fungi; Ascomycota; Dothideomycetes; Pleosporales; Pleosporaceae. The coding region runs from base 1 to 1020 and encodes 339 amino acids. The record is from RefSeq and is a predicted model, not a curated record.
AUGCCGAAGCCUAAAGUUUUGAUAGUUGGCUGUGGUGCCGUCGGGUUGUCUCAAGGUUACCAUAUUUCGCAUAGUGCUGAUUGUACCUACCUUGUCCGCCCCGGCCGCAAGUCCGCUUUCGAGCCGCCAAAGCACCUUUACUCCUAUAAAGACGACACAUUACAUGAAUUUUCAUCCUACCGCGUCAUCGAGUCGGUUUCAGAAGUCAAAGGCGAAGAGUUUGCAUUCGUCUUUGACACUUUGGAUGGACAUACUGCACGGUCGGAGUCUGGGACCGCGACAAUCCGUUCAGUCGGCGAGCUUCUCAAGGAGCCUCAAAACGCAAAUUCCUUUGUCGUAUACGACGCAGCCGGUCUAGACAUUGAAGAACACUACCUGAGCACUUUAGGAAUCGCUCGGAGCCGUCUUCUGUUUGGCGUAAGCCUACUUGCGCAUCAACCGACACCUCAGAUUCCGAUCCCAGAAACAGCGAACAAAUCCUUAGCUUCGAAAGCAGACAUCCUUUACUCGACCCCAUCAGCAGGCGUGAUUUUGGUUGUAAUGAAUACACAGCCUUCUCUGACGAAGAAACUUGAGGCAUUCUAUGACGUCAAGGGCAAACAAGGAAUUCAGCGAGCUCCAGGAUUCCUAGCGCCAUAUGUCGUACCUCUCUCCAUGUUGCAGCUGGUGGCAUGGAACAUUGAUGGAUUUGGCCCAUUCAAGCAGUUCCGCGCGAAUACUGAGCUUUGGAAUCUGAUGCUACGCGCACAAACGGAGAUUCUAAACCUUCCACGAUUCGGUUGGACAGGUUGGCUUUUAUCCUUUGUGGUAGGAGACUGGUUCGCCGUCCAGAUGCACGCACCUUUCGAGGUGAACGCCAAGCCACUCGAUUAUGCCAGGUUUAACGCGUUUCACCAUGGCGGAAAGGUUGCAAAGCAAGACCGUAGGAUGCUAGAAGAUGUGUUGAGUGAAGGAGAGAAAGGCGGAAGGAAAAUGCCGGCAUUGAAGGAGAUCAUAAAGAAGGCGUCUGAGCUUAGUUAG